AUGACUGCAGAUGAAGCUGAAAGAGACCCAGUAAUAAAAGGUUUUAAUUUUAAGACUGCUGCACUCAUAUCUUUUGCUCAUGAGAUGAAAGAUUACUCUUACUCUGCCAGAAAAACACGAUGUAUUCCACAAAAUGACGUUGUUCAAAAUUUUUAUCUGAUGAGUGAAGAACUUCCAGAUGCUCAAAAUGUCCAGUGCCUUCAUUAUUCUUAUAAACUAACAGGAAAUGCUUCAUUGACUGUGGCUUACACACCAAGUAGGAGUGAUAUAAAUAAAGUCCUGAACACUGACGUGGAAGCAAUUAACAUCGCCUGGACCACCUCCAGUAAUGUAAUCCUAAAGUGGAUACAUCCUAUAAGCGAUUAUCCCCAGGAGAUGUCAGUGGAUCUUCCAAUCAGAAUUAAAUCUAAGAUAGUAUUCCAGUCUCGUUUUAGCCACUCCAAGAACGGCUCCGUAAUAUUAGAUGAAAUCCAUAUCAUUGAUGGCCCUUGUAAACGUGGGGACCUCAUCAUGGCACCUAGUGGUUCCUGGUGGAAUAUAGGACCUCGGCAACAGUUCUCUAUCGCACUAGAGACCUACUUUAAAUCUAUUUUUGCAAUUUGUGAGGCACCAUACUCAGAGUCCUUCUAA
Messenger RNA from Saccostrea cuccullata (small rock oyster), 630 nucleotides. RefSeq lists its product as uncharacterized. The transcript is spliced from 4 exons. Bases 1 to 630 code for a protein of 209 amino acids. The record is from RefSeq and is a predicted model, not a curated record. Gene Ontology annotation, cellular component: membrane. NCBI's taxonomy places the organism in Eukaryota, Metazoa, Mollusca, Bivalvia, Ostreida, Ostreidae.